Molecule: messenger RNA, 1040 nt
Organism: Oppiella nova
Lineage: Eukaryota; Metazoa; Arthropoda; Arachnida; Sarcoptiformes; Oppiidae
Source: the annotation of a GenBank genome assembly
AUAUUUCCAAUUUGAAAUUGUAAAUUAAAAUAAAACAUUUUCGUAAAUUAAUUUAAAAUUUAAAUUUUAUAUUAUUUGGCCUUAAGACUAUUUCCAACAUUAUGAACUUGGCAAUAGUAGUAUUAAUUUUGUGUGCGUAUAAGUUGUACAUGGUUAAUGGCCAGGGUAAAGUGAGCAAAGAAUGUAAAUCUAGCUCAAAUGCCGAUACGUGCUUGAUGCGAUUAUUUAUGAUAGGCGACCCUGAUUAUAUAUGGCCCGAGGACAUGGCCAGAAUGGACAAACAAUGCGAAACAUAUAAAGUCAACGAAAAAUGUAUCCGGGACUACGCCACUAAAUGUUAUCCGACCUUUCUCAGACAAAUCACCAAUGUGUUUGCCUAUGGUGCUGCUAAAACAAACAAAGUAUACUGUUCAAGUGCAAGUCGUAAGGAAGCGUAUAUUUCAAUUGGCAAGUGUGGCAAUAAAAUAAAACCUCAGCAAGAUAAAUGUAUGAAGCAACUCAUUACCGCCAUACAGGGUAUUGAGAAUUACCCGGAUCCUAAAAUGCGUUUACCACUAUCGUGCUGGUUAGUAAUAUUAAACAACUUCCACAAAUUGAAGGCAUGUCUACUGGGUAACGUUGCCCGCGAGGGUGCGCCCCUGUGUACCGAAAGUGUGUAUAAGGAGAGCGUAUAUCUAGCGGACGGUUAUGCCACUGAUAUACUGAACUUGAUUUGCAGCGACUAUACGGAGGACUCGGACAAAUGUGCCAAGCUCAUUAUCAAAACACCGAAAAAGUUACCACAUCAAAAAACACCCAAAUCUAUACUACCACCAUUUUUUAAUAUAAUGAACUCCAUGCCGCAUUAAUGUAACGUGGCAAUUUCUAGAUUUUGAAUAUAUUCCUAAUGCUACAGUAUUAUCAACAAUGUUAAUAUGUUUUGCACACACUAGAGGGUGACAGGGUUAAAUAUGUCUGCUUUGUAUUUUAAAAACGGAAUAUCAAAAAUAAAAAAUAUUUUUUAUAGCUUACAUACAUUAAUGAUAUAAAAUUUAACCAAC